AUGAACCAAAAGUCCAAAAAAGUGCAUGCAGAUCCUCAGAUAGAACUAAAAUCUUAAAAUCGCUUAAGAUAAAUACGUGUAGACACAUAUGGUUAGCAAAUUUUGAAAGGAUAAAAAAAUCAUAAAAUUGCAUUCAAAGAACAUAUAAAAACAAUUCAUAUAGUAGAGAAUUGGAAAUUGUACAAUCUUGAUCAUAUGGAUAAGGAAGAUGAUUCUUGUCCAUGUUAACUAAUUUGA
This is a messenger RNA of Paramecium sonneborni, 237 nucleotides long. NCBI's taxonomy places the organism in Eukaryota, Ciliophora, Oligohymenophorea, Peniculida, Parameciidae. The record is from the annotation of a GenBank genome assembly.